Molecule: messenger RNA, 336 nt
Organism: Vigna unguiculata (cowpea)
Lineage: Eukaryota; Viridiplantae; Streptophyta; Magnoliopsida; Fabales; Fabaceae
Source: RefSeq, a predicted model, not a curated record
AUGGCGCACAUCGCAAUCCUUCCGAUGAUGCCACUCAUUCCCACCACUUCUUCAAAAGAAAUCAAAGAAAUCGCAUUUAAGACUGCACCUUCGGCUUCGAAGCUCGAAAUCAAGUGCUUCCUAGAAUCCUUCUAUGGCUUCGAGGUCCAAAAGGUGCGAACUCUUAUCAUGAAGGGCAAGAAGAAGCGUUACGGGGGUUCCUUGGUCGCAAAACCCGAUUACAAGAAGGCCUAUGUCACCCUCAAGAACCCGCUUUCUUUCUCACAGAACCCUUUCCCCUUUUCUUCCACCCUCCAAGACAACAAGAAUCAGAAGAUGUUGACUACUCACCGCUAG